Messenger RNA from Colletotrichum karsti, 996 nucleotides. RefSeq lists its product as uncharacterized. Lineage: Eukaryota; Fungi; Ascomycota; Sordariomycetes; Glomerellales; Glomerellaceae. Gene Ontology annotation, molecular function: zinc ion binding; DNA binding. The record is from RefSeq and is a predicted model, not a curated record. The transcript has 4 exons. The coding region runs from base 1 to 996 and encodes 331 amino acids.
AUGCAUUUCAGACUCGCUGACGAUUCAAUCAUAGAGCUCUCCCCCAACAACCGCGCCGGAUGUAACGACACCCAGUGCAAGAAGGCCGCCGCCAAAUGCCUGAAGGGCUCGCUGCGCUUCGGCACCUGGACUAUGAUUAUGGAUCAGGAGUCCUGGAAGUGGAAGCACUGGGGCUGCGUCUCUGGAGAACAACUCAAGCACGUCCAGGACGCUGUCCAGCGCGGCGGCGGUUACGACUUCGACGCCUUUGACGGUUAUGAUGAGCUUAACGACCACCCUGACCUCCAGCAGAAGAUUCGUGACGCCAUUAAGCAAGGCCACAUCGCUCCGGAGGACUUCAACGGUGACCCGUGGAUGAACAAGCCCGGCCAGCGCGGCAUUCGCGGCAAGAAGCCCAAGGACUGGGAUGACGGCGAGGAAGGUGCUGAGGCUAAUGGCGCUGCUCCCGCUCCCGCGGCUCCCGCCCCGGCCGCCAAUGGAAAGAAGCGCGGCCGCAAAUCCGCCGCCGCCGACGACGAUGAAGAGGAGGAGAAGCCCAAGGCCAAGCGCACCAAGAAGGCUGCUGCCAAGGUAGAGCCGAAGGAAGAGGACGAGGAGGAGGAGGAGAAGCCCAAGCCCAAGGCCACCACCAAGCGCGGCAAAGCCGCCGCCGCUGUCAAGACCGAGGACGACGCCGAGGAGGCUCCCAAGCCCAGAGCCAAGCGCGCUGCCAAGAAGGCCGCCGUCAAGGAGGAAUCCGAGGAUGAGCAGGAAGAGGAGCCCGCGCCCAAGCCCAAGCGCGGCGCGGCGAAGAAGGCCGCUCCCAAGAAGGCCGCGGCGAAGAUUGUCAAGUCCGAGGAGACCGAGGAGGAGCCCGAGGCCGACGAGCCUACCCCCGAAACUGAAGAGGAGGAGAAGCCCGCCCCAAAGAAGGCCGCGCCCAAGGGCCGGAAGAAGGCUGCCCCCGCCGAUGCUGCUGCCGAGAAGCCCAAGCGGAGCGCUCGCGCUCGCAAGUGA